This is a messenger RNA of Penicillium verrucosum, 189 nucleotides long. RefSeq names its product chromo domain-containing protein. The record is from RefSeq and is a predicted model, not a curated record. NCBI's taxonomy places the organism in Eukaryota, Fungi, Ascomycota, Eurotiomycetes, Eurotiales, Aspergillaceae. The transcript has 2 exons. Bases 1 to 189 code for a protein of 62 amino acids.
AUGGAACCGCUACCAGGACAGAUUGCUGACCCACCGGGGGCAGUGAUCGUCGAAAACCACGAGGAAUACGAAGUGGAAAGGGUGCUGGCCAGCCGAACGCGAAACCGGAACCUACAGUACCGCGUCAAGUGGACGAGUUACGACGGCGGCUUUUCUGGCGUAUGCCCUAGCAAUAUCAUUAAGAGUUGA